AUGCGUCGAGGCGAGGCGCGUCACUGGGCUAUGAACUCUGGCGGUUCGACAUUGUGCCGACAUUGGGCCGAGCUAAAUAAUGUUGAUAGCGGAGGUUACAUCGGCCAACCAAUGGCAGCGAGGCGAGUGUUCUGUUACGCACAAUGCGCGUGCGCAGGUCACGCAUUGCGUGCGCCCCACCAGCUGUGUCGAGCUACACAGAUUGGUCCCUUCGGAUGCGGCGCGACGAAUGAGAGCCCUAACACACAACCUUCAGAUUCAUACAACGAAUAA
Molecule: messenger RNA, 273 nt
Organism: Danaus chrysippus (African queen)
Lineage: Eukaryota; Metazoa; Arthropoda; Insecta; Lepidoptera; Nymphalidae
Source: the annotation of a GenBank genome assembly